This is a messenger RNA of Lactuca saligna, 801 nucleotides long. The record is from the annotation of a GenBank genome assembly. NCBI's taxonomy places the organism in Eukaryota, Viridiplantae, Streptophyta, Magnoliopsida, Asterales, Asteraceae.
AUGUCAGUUCAAGAUCGGAACACCACAUCGCAGAAUACGAUGCCAUCAUCAUCUCCACAAACCACCGUCAACUGCGGAGAAAAUGAAUACGAAUGGGUCUUGAACGAAAUCAAAGCCGAAGCUCGCCGUGACGCCGGAUCUGAACCAUCCCUCACCAGAAACAAACUCUGCUCCUCCACCAUCCUCUACGAUCUUUUCCUCAACACCUUCUCCUCCGACUCAUAUCUCCUGUCCGCCACCAUCGCCGACCUACUAGCCACCCGUCAACGAGACUCUGCCUGCAUCUCCUUCGCUACAAUAGAGCUUGGUAGUGCAAAAGACUCAAAUGGUUUUUUCUUUCCAUUGACAUCCUCCAGAAAUGCAAAGCGGUGGUACUCAACCUUUUACAAUGUCACCGCCAUGGUUGGUGUCGGUGUCCUCAGUCUUCCUUACGCCCUGUCUCAACUCGGAUGGUAUCACUUUUCCUUCAAUCCAAGUCUUCUCUGUGAUGAGAAACAAGAAAAGGCUCGUCUUGCUGAAUUGGCUGCAGAGAAGGCUCAUCAGGAAGCCAUUCAGGCUCAACUUGCUAUCCAGCGUAAACUUGCAGAAGAUCAAAUGAAUUUAGUAGAAAAACAAUCACAAGUUAAAGCCCAAAUGUUAAGAUAUGAAGAUGAAUUAGCUAGGAAAAGAAUGCAGUAUCUGCAAACAGAUCAUGAAGCUCAAAGAGAACACAAUGCUGAAUUGGCUAGAAUGCAAGAGGAAUCUUUAAUAAUAAAAGAACAAGCAAGAACAACAACUGAAGAACAGAUUCAAAAUUUUUAA